Amoebophrya sp. A120 is the source of this 9186-nucleotide messenger RNA. The record is from the annotation of a GenBank genome assembly. Lineage: Eukaryota; Dinophyceae; Syndiniales; Amoebophryaceae.
CGCAGACUCCGUCUCCGAAAGAACCAGCUCGUCCUGCAAUCUGAAGGUGCCCACUAACUUUUGCAGUUCAACAUCGGAAGAGCAUGCAGCUGAAGACUUACAUAAAAUCGAGGACCACGAGGCGUCUUCGUGCUGUGUUGACACCAAUAAAUCGAAGUCUUCGGCCAAGAACGCGGGCAGCGACAGCGCAAAUCUUGUUGUCCACACGACCACGACAACAGGGAAUCUUGAAAAUGCUGACUCGUCGUGGAAUCUUCAUUCUGACAUCGUGGUUGAGAAGAUGACGGAGCAAGUGCACUUUGACGUGGAAACGACCAGAGGAAAUAUAUCCUGUGCAAAAGUAUCGUACUCGUAUAAAUGCAGGUCUUGCAUUACAAAUUUCUUUAUCAAUAUCAAGGCAAAUCAACAUUACAAAUUCUAUUUCUCAUGCUAAGGAAAUUUGUAAUGCAUUUAUAUAUACGAGUACGAUACUUUGUUUUGCACAGCAUAAGAUAACACCUGCAGCUCCUACGACAAGAAGGUGAGAUGCACAAAAACUCAGCGGACUAACUUCCAUGAUCAGGUGGACGAAAAACAUCAAGAAAGCUCUGUUGUUCAUCAUCUUGCGUCGAAGAACUUCUGCACGGAUGAAGAAGCUGCACCGUCGAAACCUCCGCCAGCUAUCACAGGAAAAAGUGUUAAAGUUAACGGAAUUCGUGAUGCAGCAAUGCAUCACAAAACGUGUAAGAAUUUGUCAUGCGUAGCAUGCAUAUUGGGCUACAUUUGUGAUGCAUGACUGCGAUCUGUGAAAACCGUUAACGUUAACACUUUUUCUUGUGAUACCAGCGAGGUUUGAUUCAACAUCGCUUCUUCAAAAAGUGCCAACAGCCUGCAAGAACAGUAAGGAUGACCACCUGGUCCCGCACCAGGGUCCUCGCCGUACUAGCACUUGCGCGACUCCUUGUACAACAACGCAGGAAGGCCUCCAAGGGGAGGUGGCCGCGUCAGAGCAAGGUGACCAGUGCCAGUACUACAAUAAGCACGCCGCGCAAAAAAACAUUAAAGGCAAUGCUGAACAACAGGUGGCACGACCUGGACCUGAAUUGCAAAACCUCCAGGAUGAAGAUGCUCAGGACGUUUCCCAGCUGCACCAAAUGACUGUGUCUGCGUACGACCACGCGGCCGAGAUUCGUGAGCGCGAGGAACAAUUACAAUACUGCGGGGGUAAAAACAACAAGAACUCGGAUCAGAAAAACGUGGGUGAAGGUCAUGUUGACCAGCACGAAGAUUAUUACGCCGCCGCCGACCAGUUUUAUCCCCAACAUUCUUCUGCCAUUGCAGAGGCCAGCUACGGCGAACAAGAUGGGGGUGAACACCACCAGUACCACGUUUCCGGCCGCAAAAACAUGUCGAAGUACAACUCGUACAAUUGGCGCGGCGAGAAGCCGCGAAGCGCCGGCCGCGGAUCAUCUACUUCCUGGAAGAACAAGCGCACAUCGGAGCAAUAUUGGGACCGACGGGCGGGAGGAGGUGCUAGUACCACGGACCGUGAUGUCACAUCAACUGCCGGUCAAGAUUUUAGUAGUUUUUACUUCUAGAAGUCAUUUUUUGAAUUAUACUCGUCGCUCGGCUAGCCGCGACGACGACGAGGACCAGAUGUUUAGUAGUUGUCUUUCCGUUUUCGCCUUUUCGUCUACUUCAGCAAUGCUGCACACAGAAGGAAAAUAUGCUUGAGAUUAUGAAUGAUGAAAAGAAUUUAAUGAUGUUUGUAAUCUUCUGUAUUUUAUUGUUAUCAUGAUGCAUGAUGUCAGGUUUGUCUUCGUCUUUCAACGUUGACCCCGUCUCCUCCAAGUCCAAAGGAAAAGGUGGCAUGAUCGUAUCCCACACAACUUUCUACCUACUAGCAUACCCUAUACUUACGUAGCUUUCCAUGAUGGUCCUAGUCCUACGUGAGCUGCCCAAAUUAGAUAGCAGAAGCCAAGCCUUUGAGAUGUUUGAGGCAACAUCGUGCCAGACAGGUAUGAUCCAUAGUUCUACAACCGCAGUUGCGUGGUGGUUGCACAGACAACAUCAGAAAAAAAUAUCCGCAAAUUAAUAUAUUCGUGGCGCUAAUGAUAAUCUAGUGGUAUGCUAGCAUCCUUUUACCCCAGUCAUAUCUUUACUUCAAGGGCGGAAAGAGCAGUGGCAAGCGGACUUUUAGCACGCGUGAGCACCGUGAUCGAGAUUUAUCGGAUAUCGAAGGAAAAAGUGUUAGCGUUAGCGCAAUUUGUGCUGCAGUAAUGCAUCAGAAAACGCGCCCAAAUUUGUCAUGCAUAGGGCAAAAUUUCUCAUGCAUAUUUCCAACCAAUGAAGAAAACCGUUAACGUUAACAUUUACAUUUUUUUGCUUGAUAUCGGAGCGGGUCGUCGUGCGGCGUGACCGGGAGGACCCCGAAGCGCGCGACUGGAAGCUGUUCGUCUACGCAAAUAACCGGAAUUAUUUCCUGAAAAUUAACCUUCCCCGUCCAUUUUCUGCAUGACAAGCACUGAACUUACUUACAUGUUUUGCAUGACAAAUUGGACGCCGAUGGUUAAUUUUUAGGGCAUAGGAAUUUGCCGCCGUUGCCGAAGGAAUUUGACGUGCCGGACUCGGUGUUUUCCAUCAUCAUCCGCAACAUUUCGAACCAGUAUAAAGCAGAAGCUUUUAUUUUGAUGAACUACGAUGAAAAACAAAAAGCGCACAGACUGUUGAUCAGAAUGUAGUCUCGUUGCAAUCGCAUACCGCUGCAUCAGGAGGACGAGAGAACCAAGUUGUACUGAGUAGCUAGUAGCCUGCUAGAAUAUUAGUUGUGUUUGUCAGCAACAUGGAUGCGCGAGGCAUCUCGACUGGGACUGGUGCUACGAAUGCAACCCACAGGUAUUACCGUGACGAGUUCCUGGAGGACAUGCUUGAGGUGUGCGGCGUCGAGCGGUGGCAACUUGCCUACUUCUACGUGCCGGUGGACGUUUUGACGUCUCAGUCGCUGGGCUACGCUCACGUCUGCUUUUGGGGCACCAAGGCCGCCCACAAAGUCGCGGAAGCGCUGCACAACGGGCAAUUCGAACGGCACUACACCUAUCAAAUCUUGUACAAGUUCUAAUUUAAUACCGUCCUGACAGCAUGCACGUGCGCGGUCUAGUACUAGAAUUUAGAAUAUUACAUCACGGUCGCAUAUAGCAUUGAAUGCGACUCGACGACUUGAUUUACAAUUUUUACACAGUUCUGUUCCUCCUGUAUGAACAGCAUCUGCCUGACUCAACAGCAUGACCACAAUAGUUUUACCAUUGUCCGCUGGGUUCCCAUUCCGUUCUACGCAGAAUCAUCUUCAUGCAUGAAAAUUUUGUACUAUUGUACUACGGUAAAUAAAUUAGAAACUCGUAGUGCAUAACAUCCACAAGUACCUAAAGGUAGAGGCCAGCCGACUGCAGUCUCAUGGGGAAAUCCUGUCUCACCUGUACAAAAAUCGGUACAAGUACAAGUUCGAAGACGCCUGCCCGCUGUCCUUUCGCCCGUCGAAGGAAGAAGAAAAUAACCCGAUUAACAACAGAGAAUAAAUAAAGUGCCUUGAUCGUCGCAGAAUGGGAAAAUGAUUGUAAUGGAAAAUCAUAGUAGAUAGCAGGCUGCUAUAGCUAUCUAUGAUUUAUUUUCACGUAGAUCAGAGUUUAUAAUGCAGGACUCCAAAUAGAAACAAAUACUUUGAACUACUUGCGGCCUGUGGGUCUCGUCGUGGGGCACUUGUUUAUUUCAUGUUGAUACUAAUCCAGUUGACCGACGUCGGAAUCGAAAAAGAGUACCUGCGCAUGCGCUACUAUGAGAGUGCACAACUCGUCCCCCUCCCCCUCAUUUGGUGUCGUGCAAAGUAACGAAGUCACACCUUGCUCGGAAGCACUGCUAGCAUGACGAAUUUUGGAACCUCAAAUAAUACUACAAUCCGCAUGCAGAUUUGUGUUUGUCAUGCGAAAGCCCCUUUUCUGCUGUUGCUUGUGUUGCCGUUCAUGCCAUAGUACAAAUGCGGGGGAGGGGCGGGAGUUGUGGUGCACUCUCAUAGCUACAACUUGGAAACUACACCUGGUUACGAAGAAGCGGCAGAGCAGUUGAGUUACAUGGCAGCGCAGAUAUUACAAUUAAAAAUGCCCCCACCCAGGAAUUUGAAAAAGUUUCUCAUGCAAAGUUUCCAAAUCAGAGCUUUUUGUCUUGCGUGAAAGAACUACGACCCUUUCUGACGCAGAAUCUAAUUGCGCAAGCUAUCUUUUGCAUAACAGACCCGCCUGCUGUUGGGCUCCUUUGCAAGAGAGAUUUGAGCUAUUCAGUAUGGAGAAUUUGCGACGCUUAUACAUAUACACGCAAGGCGGGAAUGUUUUCAUUGGAAAGGUUUGCAAUACAAAUGCUGCCAAUUGCUGGGGCGGGGGCAUUUUUCAUUGUAAUACCAGAGCAACUGGGUUCAUUCUGAGCAGAAGUACAACAACUACCAGGCCACCUACAACACUUUUUACCACGACGACCAUAACCAGCAUGAUCAACAUGGAGCUACAACUUAUUCCAGUUAUUACAACUAUGACGAGCAGGUGGGGACGAGCAGCAAUGAUGUUGAAGCCUGCUACUACGGGAGAUCGUACGAACAAAAUGAUCGCCAGCACGACCACUACAAUCGCAUGGUCGAAGCCGAGCACCAGGCGCAGCACGACGCGGUGGCGCAUCAAUUAUAUCAACGGGAUCAACAUCGGGAUCAUUUCCCUGGCGGGGGAAUGAUCGAAGAUCAAUAUGAAAAUAAAUUUGAUGACGUUAAUGGACGAGCUUUAGCGUCAGCAGCCUCGGAGGAGGUGAAUGAGACGACUUCCGACGAGAACCAACGCGAGCAACAGUUGCAUUCAUUUUUUCGUCCGCCUAAUCAAACGGACCAACAUGUACAGCAGUCGACGGAAAGUGAUCCUGUUCUAAAUCACCAAUUCCCAGUACCAACUACUGACAACUUCAACCAGCAAAAUCUUUUCACGAACGGGUCCUCGUUGCUACAAGAUCUUCAAAACAGCAACACUGUGUGCGGUAGUUCCUUGGUCCACCAGCAAGCCUGUGUCAUUCCUUCUAAUCUCUUCGGUGCUACAACUUCUACGGGUGGAGCAGCUACCACUUCCUGUGCUACGAAUAAUAUUGGCGCGAAUGCGAAUGCGAAUAGCUCUUCGUGUACAGGGACGAUUCCAAACGGGGCCGCCGGGAUGCUGCUGUCACAACUGUCAUCACGACAGGAGUACCAGCCACAAUCUCAAUUCGUCGACGAGCAGUCCAACUCGUCCUCCAUGAUGCUCACGACCCAAAAUCAAGACCAAAGUCACCAGCAGCUUGUUUUCACAGCCAGACCGAAUCUGAAUGGUAUGCUUUCUACGACUUUGCAAUCGAUUUACGACAAUAUUGCGCAACAGCAGCACGUGCUGCAGCAGGGCCACGACCAGCAGCAAAUUUCUACCACAUCUACUCAGCAAUUCUGUGGUCAGCAGCAGACUUCUCGUUCUCAGAUUCUGACCACCAGUUCCUUUAGUGCGUGGAAAUAGUUCUUCUUUAAAACUGCACGACUCAACUAAAUCAGCACAUCCAGAUGCGUCGUUUUUAGUACACCAUGAUAUAUAAAAAUACAGCGACGGCGACCGCAAACGCAACUCUGCUUGGGGGCGCGGAGAACAUCAGUAACAUCAACCUGCACGACCAGGAACACGAUUACCAGAACAAUGUCGGAGACUUCACCAAAUUUCUUUUUUCCGCCAACUCUAUGCAAGAAAACUGUGUAAGUGUGAGUUCUCUGUGAUGCGGACAGUGCAUCAGGGUAGUUGUAAGUACUCACACUCGGCAUAAGACUGCAAGUGCGCCCUCAUAGCCUAGUUUCAACAUGUGUGCUCUUAUCACAUUCACUUACCAGGUCGCGCGCAUGACAGGUUUCUUCUGUCAUGCAGAAUGAAUUUGUGAAGAUGCAGAUGCUGCUCCUGCUACAGAGUCAGUUCUUGUGUACUUACACGGCACUUUUUUUCUGUGAUACACUCUACCGCGUCUUUACUAUCGAACACGAAUGUGGUCAACAACAGCAGCCUCACACGAACGGACCUGGCGCGUCAGGGGCUCUCCUCUGGAUCUUCAUUGUUGGGGGCGGCCGGUACAGCUGUUGCAGGAGGGACGAGUGGCUCUACUGCUUCAGCUUCUACCGCCUCCUUGUUCAGUCUCGACUUUCAACAGCAGAUUAUGACCGACAUGCACAAGAACAGUAGCACGGCAGUUACAGGGGCGGGACGAGGGCAACCAAGAACUUCCUCUAUGACGUCGGACUACAACAUGCUCCUGAACAACAAACAUAUGCAGAUCAACCAGCAGCCUGUUGGAAUGACCAACAGCGUAGUACAGCAACAGCUCCCAGCGGAAUUACAAGCCUCGUCCUCUGCAACAGUUUCCUCGAAAGGGCAACACCAACAGCAGCAGCAGCAGGAUCAACAGAAUGGUCUACCGCUCAUUUCCGUUUAGCGGGAUGGUGAAGAUGAUUUGCUUUUGUUCUACAAAUUCUAUGUUGCCUGAUCUAUCAUAUAUAAAUCAUACUUGGGACCGAUAUAAAAAAAGAAGAGAAGAAUAAAGCUGAUUGUUAAGAAAAAAAAAGCGACUUCUGCGACCUGCCUCGUAGGUAUGGAGACUAGCGAAGACUCUAAAGGCGACAUCCUCAUGAUCUCCAAAGUAGAAUAUUGAUACAGUCGCUGCUCAAACUUGUUGCGUAGCUGUAUGCUGAUUCCUUUCAACAUUUGUAAUAUCCAUAGAAGUAGCACUAGCACCUGGCACCACGACGCCCACCACCUAUUGUUGGCUUUCAAGUCCGUACGAGAUUGCACAAUAUCCCCCAUCCGUCCCCCCCAUUUGGAAGCAGGCAUCAGCAGCAACACAAGCAGCGGCAGAAAUGUCGUGUCUCCACAUCAUGACAAAUGUGCAGCACACAAAUUGCACUAGCACUGUUUGAAGUUCCAAAAUUUAUCAUGCACCAGACAGUCUCUUUACAGGCAAGACAAAGAAGAAGAUGUGGAUUUGGUAUCUUGCAUGGCAGAAGAGGCGCGGAGGUGGGGGAGGUGUGUACUCUCAUAGUCAAAGACGAAGCGAUUUGGAAGGUCUGGAAAAGAUCGGACGAGUCGCACAGCUUGAUAAGUCGUGCCUGUUGUCGGAAAAGUUUACCAAUUUUUUUUGAACAAGAUGUACAGAAGCUUAUUUGGUUUGUACGUUGUAUUUGUAUUUAAAUUUUCGUUUGCGUUAGGGCGAAAAGGCUCCCGCAUUACCUGCUCCGCACUGAUGAUGACAAUUUUGUCUCCAUGUUCUGCUCUAAGUAAUAGUACUUUUUUACCAUACUACUUCUACAGCUACUAUCUCGCUUUCGACGGGAGAAAACUAAUUUUGCGGCACUACCUUACAAUGAUGUUCUUGUCUCUGUAUUGCUAUUCCGAAACCGCCUGCGUUGUUGCUCUAUUUUUUAGUUGGAGUAAUAAAUGAGCCUAUCGUUUUCAUUUUUGCUAUCUCAGUGACAGUAGAGUAAGUGGUCUUGAAAAUAAAAAUUAAUUGCUCUAAACAAAAAGGAAAGGUCUUCCAGUUGCAGCAGCCUGAACUUAAGUAUCGCUAUUUCCUGAUUCAACCCGGUUGUACUUUUGCACUUGGUCCUACUGGACUUGAAACGUUACUCAAGCACCUAAAGCGACCUCUUCCGUCAUGGCAGUAGAAAGACGUAGCUAGGUAUUACAUACGCCAUUUCGUGCAGCCGGUAGCUUCUAUUCGGAAAAUAUGUUGUUUGAGCGCUAGACAUAACUUUAAUAUCCCUUGACAAGCCUGCUUUUUUUGCUAUUUUCUGAUUCUGAAGAGUAUCAAAUCAAGAGAGGACAUUCAGUAAAAUUAUGUUUGCGAAAAGUUGAAAGAGUCCGUCGGACGCGGUGCAUUUAUUUCUGUUGCAAAAACAGAGAAGGCAUCGCUUCGGGCCGACUGCACUGACGCAACUUUGAUUGUAGGUAGAGAGCAAGAUCACUACUAUUCGAAUUAUAUGUCCUUGUUGCCGUUGCGAAAAAGAAGGUAUUAUUAGGAAUAAAAGUCUAACAAAAAUUUUAUUGCAAAGCCUUCUGCUAUGUGUAUUAUGAGUAUGACUGGAGCAGGAGCUCAUUCGCGGUGUUUGUUCUGGAAAACAAAACGCACUGCGAAAAAACUUCAAGCAAACCCACCUUCUGCGAAAUAUCAAAAACCUAUGAAAUUCUUUGGCGAGCGAACCAAAUGGCUCUCGUGCUUUAUGACGUUCUAGUUUAUUUUUUCGAAAGCAGCAAUAAGUGGACCACCUACAGCAAGUUUGCUCUACCCUCUGCAGAAACUACAGCAUUUCAACGAGAACUGAAAUUCCGGCUGCACGGAGUAGGAAACAAUGACAGCACCACCCGCCAGCGUUUACUCGUGCAAGAAUCGAUGAGAAACUGUUGAAACUGAAGCAGCUUUAUUCGCUGCUGUACGAACAUGGAGUUGCGACUGGUUGAGAAUGAGAAUCUGGACUGGCAGCCUAUCAUGAUUUUUUUCGUAAAUUUUAUCUCAAAACAAGAUCGAGGAGUUCGGGAAAAAAGUGGAAAAAGCCCCCUCUCUUGAUGAUGUUUGCCUGAGUUGUUUACAGCCUUUAUGACCACACCAGCCUAAUUUUGGACGACCGUUAUAGUUUCUGCAGGUGCAGCUUACUUAUUGUUAUUAUGAAAGGCGUGUCUAUUGUACCAGAAGAACUAGCUGCUUUAUUCCUAUUGGUGAAAAAAAAUAAAAAAAAUGAAGUGUAAUUUAAGUAUUAGUAGCGGGAAUCUAAGUUGUAUUUUAUCGAUUGGUAGUUCUGUUUAUGUACAGCUAUAGUUAGCCAAAGUAACAGAAAGUGAGAUAUUGCGUUGAUAUCGUUCAGUCAGACAUAAUAAAGAAAGAAACACUUUUAGUGGUUGCGUUUUCAUAGAAACGAAGAAUGUUGAGAUCGACCACAACCCAUUUUGAAAAACCAAAUCCAAAAAACAAUCUUUACGGGGUGAAGACGUUGUUGUGAAGAAAUUGCUGGAGUUCUGAAAGCACAAAGGUGUUUGCAGCGAGUGGUGUUUAUUCAUCCUCGGUGGUGCUGCCUGAGAAGACCAUGCGCAGCAUUUUAGAUGAUAGGGCUACCCAAAUAGAAAUUCAUAAGCG